This is a messenger RNA of Brenthis ino (lesser marbled fritillary), 2790 nucleotides long. The record is from the annotation of a GenBank genome assembly. Lineage: Eukaryota; Metazoa; Arthropoda; Insecta; Lepidoptera; Nymphalidae.
AUGCCACUGAGAUUGGAUAUCAAGAGGAAGCUGACGGCUCGGUCGGACCGCGUCAAGUGUGUAGAUCAGCAUCCUACAGAACCCUGGCUGUUAUGCUCACUCUACAGCGGCGACGUCAAUAUCUGGAAUUAUGAAACUCAUACACAAAUCAAGAGAUUUGAGGUCUGUGACUUGCCUGUGAGAGCUGCAAAAUUUGUGCCUCGAAAAAAUUGGGUUGUCACUGGUUCAGAUGAUUAUCAAAUAAGAAUAUUUAAUUAUAACACAUUGGAAAGAAUUCAUAAUUUCGAGGCCCAUUCUGAUUAUGUCAGAUGCAUCAUUAUUCAUCCUACACAACCUUAUAUUUUGACAAGCAGUGAUGACCUACUAAUUAAGCUGUGGAACUGGGAUCGCAACUGGGCCUGUCAGCAGGUGUUUGAAGGCCAUACCCAUUAUGUGAUGCAAAUUGUUAUCAAUCCAAAAGACAAUAAUACAUUUGCUAGUGCCAGUCUUGACACUACAGUAAAGGUAUGGCAACUAGGUUCCUCAAUCUCGAAUUUCACAUUAGAAGGACAUGAGAAGGGAGUAAACUGUGUGGAUUACUAUCAUGGAGGUGACAAACCUUACCUUAUCAGUGGAGCUGAUGAUCGUCUUGUAAAAAUUUGGGAUUAUCAAAACAAAACUUGUGUGCAGACACUUGAAAGUCAUGUCCAGAAUGUAUCAGCGGUUUCUUUUCACCCAGAAUUGCCAGUAUUGCUGACAGGGUCAGAGGAUGGUACAGUGAGAAUAUGGCACGCUGGCACCUAUAGAUUAGAAUCCUCUCUCAAUUAUGGGUUUGAACGUGUCUGGACCAUAUCAUCUAUGCAUGGUUCCAAUAAUGUUGCUAUUGGUUAUGACGAAGGUACAAUAAUGAUAAAAGUGGGCAGAGAGGAGCCAGCUAUAUCAAUGGAUGUUAAUGGUGGUAAGAUCAUAUGGGCGAAGCAUUCUGAAAUGCAGCAGGUCAACCUGAAAGCUUUGCCGGAAGGCACAGAGAUAAAGGAUGGUGAGCGUGUACCAGUUGCGGCAAAGGAUAUGGGUUCCUGUGAAAUUUACCCCCAAACAAUAGCACACAACCCCAAUGGACGCUUUGUAGUGGUCUGUGGAGACGGAGAAUAUAUUAUUUACACUGCCAUGGCCCUCAGGAACAAGGCUUUUGGAACAGCCCAGGAGUUUGUAUGGGCUUUGGAUAGCACCGAGUAUGCGACGCUGGAGAAUUCCAGUACUGUUAAAGUGUUCAAGAACUUCAAAGAGCGAAAAAGCUUCAAGCCGGAGUAUGGAGCUGAAGGUAUCUUUGGCGGUUUCAUGUUGGGGGUCAAAUCUAUUAGCGGCAUGGCGUUCUCUUUCUAUGACUGGGAACAGCUAGAACUCAUUAGAAGAAUCGAGAUCCAACCACGUCAUGUGUUUUGGUCGGAAAGCGGUAACCUGGUCUGUCUGGCCACAGACGAAUCGUACUACGUACUGAAGUACAACCCCGCGAUAGUGACACGCGCGAGAGAAACCAACUCCAACAUAACCGAAGAUGGUAUCGAAGAUGCAUUUGAAGUUGUAGGAGAAGUAAAUGAAACGGUGAAGACUGGUCUAUGGGUGGGUGACUGCUUCAUCUACACCAACUCUGUGAACAGGAUAAACUACUACGUCGGCGGAGAGAUUGUGACCAUAUCACAUCUCGAUCACACUAUGUACAUUCUAGGUUAUGUUGCUAAGGAAAAUAGGUUAUACCUAAACGACAAAGAGCUGAACAUCGUCUCGUAUUCCUUACUUCUGCCCGUACUGGAGUACCAGACGGCGGUGAUGCGAGGCGACUUCGAGACGGCCGACCGGGUGCUGCCCACCGUGCCGCACGACCACAGGACUAGAGUGGCCCAUUUCCUUGAGAAACAGGGAUUCAAACAACAAGCCCUGGCGGUGUCAACGGAACCAGAACACCAGUUCGAGUUGGCUCUGUCCCUCGGUGAGCUGAACAGGGCUAAGCAGUUGGCUGAGGAGGCAGCCCUGGCGGAGGGAGUGGAGGGAGUGGAAGGAGUCUCCAGGUCCUCAGCAGCAAGGUGGUCAAGACUUGGAGCAGCAGCAGCCAUCGCAGCAGACACAGAUCUAACCAAAAUAUGCUAUCAGAACGCUAGGGAUUUCAGUGCAUUGCUACUGUUUGCUGUUAGCACAGGUGACAAGGCGCUGCUAGAAGAAGUAGCCCGCAUGUCCGCGGCCGAGGGAGAAGAUAAUAUAGCGUUUGCCUCGUACUUCACACUGAACAAUCUUAAUGAGUGCCUGGAAUUACUUAUCAAACGUAAUAAACUGCCUGAAGCCGCCUUCUUUGCCAGAUCGUACAUUCCGUCUAAAAUGAGUGAAGUGGUGAAGCAAUGGCGGGAAGCUGUCGGUGCCACCAACAAGAAGUCCGGCCAAUCGCUCGCUGACCCGCAGCAGUAUGAGAAUUUGUUCCCGGAGUUUACAGAGUCCUUAGUAUUAGAGAGAUUCCAGCGCGAAUUCAGCUUUUCAUAUCACUCCAAGCUGGAGAACCUUCCAGAAAACUCCAAGAUAUGCAACAUUGAGAGAGACCUGGCCCAAGAGAAAGCGGACAUAGAGAGCAGGGGCCUGUGGGAAGUUACACCAGUCCAAAGUACAUCAAGAACAUACGCGAUACUAGACAGUACCGAGUCCCCGGAGCCCAAGCGCAAGGACUCGCUCGACAUAAUGGACGAGUUGGAACGUGAAAUAGACGAUAUUGUGUUGGGAGAAAACAUUAACGACCUGGACUUGUCGGACGAUGCGGAUUUAAUCGAU